This is a messenger RNA of Acaromyces ingoldii, 1915 nucleotides long. RefSeq lists its product as hypothetical. Gene Ontology annotation, biological process: glycolipid translocation; dolichol-linked oligosaccharide biosynthetic process. Gene Ontology annotation, cellular component: endoplasmic reticulum membrane. Lineage: Eukaryota; Fungi; Basidiomycota; Exobasidiomycetes; Exobasidiales; Cryptobasidiaceae. The record is from RefSeq and is a predicted model, not a curated record. The coding region runs from base 40 to 1872 and encodes 610 amino acids. The transcript is spliced from 3 exons.
CUGAGACGCAUGAUCUUAGCCUGACUAGACGAGCAUGCAAUGACCCAGCAGCUCUCGUCGGCCGCGUCGCUCAUCGGGCUGCAAGUGGGCUCGCGCCUGGCCACCUUCGUCCUCACCCAAGUCCUCGUCCGCCUGACGUCGCCCGAGAUCUUUGGCGCUGCCCACAUCCACCUCGAGCUCCUCCUGGCCACCGUCCUGACGCUCUCCCGUGAGGGAUUCCGCGGCGCACUCGCACGGCGCUCCCUCUCGCCAUCGUCGUCGUCGUCGCCGUCUUCUUCCUCGCCCUCCUCGCUCCACGUGCGGCCGCCCAGCUUGCAGAAUGUCGCCUUCCUGCCCGUCCCGCUCGGCCUGGUCCUCGCUGUAUGCGCGACGCUCAGCUACCGCACCUGGCUCGCACCCGAUGAACUGCGCGACCAUGCGCACUUUGACGCGGCCCUUGCGACGUUUGCGCUCGGUGCUGCGCUCGAGGUCGUCAGCGAGCCGCUGUACACGCUCGCAAUCGCCUCGGGUCGGCUGGGCACGCGCGCAUGGGCCGAGGGCCUCGCCGUGGCCGCAAAGGGCAUCGGCACCCUCGCCGCCGUAUUUCUGCUUCGGCACGCCGACACAGACGGACGGAGCCUGCUGCCCGUCGGAGUCGGCCAGGCCUGCUACGGUGCCAUGACGCUCGCUGUUCUGGUCACUGCUACGGCGCAGUCGAGUGCAUCGAGGGGACACACCCUGGCCAUGCUGCUGCCGAGCUUGUCUCGCUCGCAAAAGCCGGCGGCAGAGGGCGAGGGCAAGGGCAAGGGCACGCAGCAGCGCUUCGACGCACAGACGAUGCAGCUGGCCACGACGAUGAUGAGGCAGACGGUCGUCAAGCACGUCCUCGGCGAGGCCGAUAAGUUUGCAGUCGCCCGCCUGGCCACGCUCAGCGACCAGGGCGCCUAUGCCCUUUCCACAAACUACGGCUCGCUCGUUGUCAGGAUGCUUUACCAGCCCAUCGAGGAGUCGGCCCGCAUCAACCUCUCUCGCACCCUGGGCUCGCUCUCUGGCAGUGGUGACAAAAAGGCAGAGGGCGAGGCGCUGUCCUCGGCCACCUUUCUCCUCCGCUCGCUCCUCUCUCUCCACGUCCUUCUCGGCCUCUUUCUCGUCACAUUCUGUCCUCCCCUCACGCGGGCGCUCCUCCUCGUCGUGGCUGGCCCACGGUGGGCCUAUGCGACGCCAGCCCCGGCCAUCCUGGCGCUCUACGGCUCCUUGGCCCUGCCUUGUAUGGCCUUCAACGGCCUCCUCGAGGGCUUUCUCCAAGCUUGCGCCAGUCCAGACCAGCUCAGACGGUACGACCGCCUCCUGAUUCUCGCCAGCGCCACUUUUCUCGCCCUCGUUGCGACCCUCUCCUACGCAUCGGCGGCGACGGCGGGGACUGCAACGGCGAGAGAUAAGGCAGGCCAAGGCCGGAGCCAGGGUCUCGGCGAGCAGAUUGUCAUUGUCGCCAGCUCGGUCAGCAUCGCCAUGCGCGCCGCCUACAGCUGGCACUUUUCUCUCGCUUAUGUCAAGCACGCGAGGCAGCGGCUCGCUCUAGAUGAAAAGCCAACAAAGAAAGAGGACAGCAACGACGACGGCGGCUUCUCGCCGAGAGCCGUCCUGCCGCACGGCGUCACCGUGCUGACUUUCCUCGCCAGCGCCGCGGUACUGAGGUGGAGCGAGGCGACGACGCGGACGUAUGCGCCUCCGCGCGGCUGGAGAGAGGCACUCCUGCAGCUCGACUCGCCCCUGGCAAAGCAUGUCGCCCUGGGCGUCAGCUGCGCGGCCCUCUGUGCCGCUUGCUGCAUCUCUUUGGAGGGAAAAACACUGAGGAAUGCCCUCAAUGCAAUCAGAGGACGCCGUUCCUCUUGAGAGGCCCUCAGAUGGGCGAUGUAAUCAUAUGAAAUAGAAGCGC